Messenger RNA from Guyanagaster necrorhizus, 368 nucleotides. RefSeq lists its product as uncharacterized. The record is from RefSeq and is a predicted model, not a curated record. Lineage: Eukaryota; Fungi; Basidiomycota; Agaricomycetes; Agaricales; Physalacriaceae. The coding region runs from base 88 to 336 and encodes 82 amino acids. The transcript has a single exon.
UGUUGCACCAUGCACGCCUGGCGCAUACGAAAGGUGACACGUAGAUAGCGGGUGAUUAUUAUCGAGCGGCAGCUUACCUUGCAGAAGAUGGGCCCUGCUAGAGACGAUUACGUGCGAACGUCUGCCGGUGCUGGUGAGGUUGGUUGCCUUGAGGAUUGGUAUAUGGGCUCGAGACGAACAGGGCGACGACAGCUGAGAGACUAUAACGAAGGACGGAUUUGUCGUCUUGGACGACUGCAAAAUACAGGGCGGCACUCUGAAGAGUGUAGGUACUCUUAUCGAUGCAUGCCUAUCCUCGGAAAUCCCCAAGGCAAAGUAAGUUUGUUUUUUUUUUAACCAUGUAAACGCCGUCGUCGCCUUCAUGUGCC